This is a messenger RNA of Alligator mississippiensis (American alligator), 2741 nucleotides long. It is a transcript of the gene C1H11orf65, whose product is annotated as chromosome 1 C11orf65 homolog. The transcript has 11 exons. NCBI's taxonomy places the organism in Eukaryota, Metazoa, Chordata, Crocodylia, Alligatoridae. Bases 130 to 1062 code for a protein of 310 amino acids. The record is from RefSeq and is a predicted model, not a curated record.
CCCCCUGCGGCCAGGCCCCGCCCCCUGCGGCCAGGCCCCGCCCCGGGGUCGCUAUGGGAACGGGCACGCGGAGCUGCCCAGCCCAGGCGCGCGGGACGCGGCCGGUACCCGCCGGUAACUGUAAGACCAAUGGACAAAGAGGACAAUGCAAUAGAUCUCUAUAAUAAUGCAAACCUAGAGAAACAGAAUGAAGCUGCAAGAAUCAUUCAGAGGUCUUGGAAAAGAUAUAUUGAUACCCGUAUUUUUCAAUACUACAAAGGACUUAUCAGUUUUAAAAUGGUAGGGGAACCUCGUCUUUUGAUGAAAUACAUUGACCCUCUAGAGGCAGAUUUCCUAGAUGCUGCAGCAGGUGCAUAUAUCAGAUUCAGACUGGGCGGUACCAGCUAUCCUCCAAAUAUAUACUAUAAAAUAUUCACUCAUAGACCUGUUGUAGAUAUGUGUGCUAACAGCCCUAAAGAUUAUUCAAAGUUGGCAUCCAAACAGAGUCUGACAAAAAAGAUUCAUGGAAAGAUUUGGAAAGAUGAUGGCAGUGGCUACUACAAACGUGUAGAGAACAAUGGUUGGAGACUUCUUUCUGCCAAAGCUUGGAAAAGCAUGGAUCCUUUCACAACUGAAGACAACAAAAAGGAAAUACAAUUUCAUUUCUCUAAGCUGAAGAGGAAGCAAGAUGUUGAAAUGAGAAGAAAAAGGAAAAAAAUUGAAUGGCUGAAAAAAAUGUAUUCCUCAGGAAGCCUGUGGGUCAAAACAGGUGACCCUACCAUUACAACCUUAAUUCAGAGAGCUGCAGACGGCAUUAUUGAUGCCACUGAGAAAGAAAGAGGGCAGGAUGUAAUGGAAUGGGAAGUGGAUGAAUUAUUGAAAUGGACAAAUGUACUUGACUAUGGAGAAUAUAUGAGACAGUGGAAGGAAAUUGCAACAAGCAACACUUCCGACAACUACAGGGGUCUCAGGAACAAAGACUCUGCACUCACUGGACUCAAACCCACCAGCUUGGAUGCGACAACUCCCUCUUUGUCUCCACUCUUCUGGUACACCAGCUCCCCAGACAACAUGACCCAGUGAUUCUCAGCCAGGGAGCUGUGGGGUGUCACACAAUGUGAGCACUUCUAGGAAUGUAAAUAUAAUUCACAAGGUAAGUCCAGUAAAAAUCCAGUGUUAAAAACCUUCUGACCUGUUAUGGUGUUUCUGAGGAAUUGCUCUAUUACUUUUCUGUAGUCAAAAAACAAGUCAAACUAAGAGCUGGGUGUCUUGAGCGUAAUGAGGUUUGAGAACUACUGGCAGACGAAACCAACAGAAGCUCUCUUCUGUCAGCAAAGUUGCUUGCAGCAAGAGUUUUGUUGGCAUUAUUAUAUUCGCUAGGAAGUGUAAUCAGUAGAGCUGUGCUGUCAAAACUAUCAUGUACAUCUGCCUCAAAUUGAGUUUUCUUCUGUGUCAUAUAAUCCCACUGAAAUUCAGCAAGUUUCAUUUCAAAACUACCUAGAUCAUCAUUUGCCCCCACUAUUCCUAUGAGUGAAGGCUGUUCCAGAACUUCUGUCCUCCACUAGUUAGAAACAACCUAAAUUACAGGCCAAAGUUUGUGCCUGAUAGUUUUUGGUCCCUAGUGGGUUAACGCUCUCUCCCUAUAGAAUACAGAGGUAGUUCAAUGCUGCUGCUAUAGACUUCAAGACUAAGUGUUGACCUUGUAACAGAAGACUUCUUCCAGAGCCUCAGAAACACUCUAGUAAUAGAUUAGUAGCAUUAAGAUUACAACUUAAUACAUUAAUUGACUUUAAAACAAUUAUAUUUUAGCUUUUACUUUAGAGAUGAAAUUCUGUUUGCUUUUUGGUCAUUUACCAGACUGCUGUGGGUGAAGGGGAUAUUCAGCGAGGAAGAGUAGCUCUUAGUGGAAAGAAAAUUAUUAGAUCAGCAAUUUAAAGAACCUCUACUCAACAAGAAACGAAACAGAUUCUUCUUUUCCUACUGUGACUCACCAUCAUAGCCUUGUGAGCUUGAAAACUACUGUAGUCUUUUGGCCUGUAUCUACUGUGAGCUCCUUCUUGAGGAUUCACAAGGAACUCGCCAAUGGGAGUCGUCCCUGAGCACCACUCAAGGACUCCGCUUCUCUGAGAAAGGGGAACAACCUGGGAAUAGAAAACCAGUAGCAAAUACAUUACAGCAUGCAUCCUUUUAAGGGACAUGAGUAUUAGAGUAAACAGUUGAAUUCACAUAGCUUCUUCUUAUAACUUUUUCUAAGCAAUGGACACACUUUUCUUUAGUAAAAGAACCUGCUAAUGAACAGGCAGUCAUGCUAUACUACAACAUAAUUACCCUACUGAGUUUCCAUGUUUGGUCCUCAUAUAAUAAUGCAGGUAUUACUAACUGUUCAACAUACUUUAUGGGCUAUUGAAAGCAUUUGUUUGGAUUAGUGUAUUGUGUGACAAUUAAAAUAUACAUGUGAAACUGAAGAUACUCAGAAUAUCCAGUCUCAGAUUGCUGGCUCCUACUGGACAACAGGUCACACAGCAGCUGGCUCUGACUGACCCCUCUGGUUACUGAGUAGUAAUUUUUUUGGUUUUGAUGUUUUCCUCUUCUUUUGGAGGCAGCUAUGAGAAUUUCUAAUUUAGAUUUUUGUACAGCAUUCACCUCUUUUGCUUUAUCAUUUAAUUGUCAGCGAAGUAUGAAAGUCUCUAGUACUAAAGGUGGGAUUUGUAAUUUCAAUUACAGUUAAAUAAACGUGAUUUCCAUUAUAUACACAUUUUAAA